Molecule: messenger RNA, 1401 nt
Organism: Austrofundulus limnaeus
Lineage: Eukaryota; Metazoa; Chordata; Actinopteri; Cyprinodontiformes; Rivulidae
Exons: 3
Coding region: 131-706 (191 amino acids)
Source: RefSeq, a predicted model, not a curated record
UAUCUGUUAUUUUUUAAAUCAUUGAUUGUUUGAAAAAAAUCAGUUAAAUAUAUCAUAUAGUUACAGUUCUGGGUAAGUGGUGAUUUCCUGGUUGAGUGGGAGAUGUUUGCUUUGUUCUGUUACACCAAAAAUGAAAUGUAAACUGGAUCUAUUAACGUGCUUUUUAAAGCUCUUUCCCAAACUGAACCCUUUGCACCCACCUUUGGGCCCUAAACGCACCGUGAGCCUGGAGACGCCUGCUGUUCACCACCACAACCACCAGAGGGCGCUGAUCAUGCAAAGAAGAGAACACCACAGGUGUCAUCAGGUGUGGAGAAAACCUUUUUAUGGAACCUCCAUUGAGAGAGAAGAGUACAGGAAGGAGAUACGGGAGCAGUUAAAGAGGCAGAUGGAGGAGAAGAGUGCAGAGCUGAAGCUGCAGCGACUCAGUGAAGCGAAGGAAUCCCAGUAUCUGAGAGAGGUGGACCACCUCGCCCUGUUCAGGGACAGGGAGAAGAAGAUCCAGCACAGCAAAGCAAUGACAGCUUACAGAGAUGAGAACAAGCGGGUACAGUCCUUCACGCACCAUGCAUUCAGUAUUAAUGCUUUCUGUGCACUAAAGUGUCCUGAAAACGCUUCCUGGACCAUGCUCUCAGGCGGCCACAAAGAGAGCAUCUGUGGUUUAUUUCUCCUUGUCUCGGUUGUGUGUGUUUUUCUACAUGCAUAGCUAAUGGAACAGAGCUGGAGGGACAGAGCGCUAACACGUUCCCAGGAGGCCCUGAAGGAGCGAGAGCUGCUGCGCCUCAACCCCAUUAACUGGAGUGGAACGCUGAAAUAGUCCGGGCCUCUUAAAGAAGUCCCAGCCUGAGAUGCAGGCCUCUCGCGAGCAGGGAGGAGAUGACAAAACAUCAUACAGCUGAGUCCUGCACAAGCCCAGAGAUCAGAGGUGAUAAAACAAGAUCUAUACAGACAUCACCACAGAUAGGAAGAGUCUAAGUUUCCAUUUUAAGGAAGACAUUUAAAAUAAAUUGUAAAAGCAACUAAAGAUAGACCUGCAAGCAUUUUUCUAUGCACUUCAAAUACAAUUUGGAAGUUUUUCCCAUCAGACUUUUCUGCAAUUUUUUUUUCUUUGGUUCCGUUUCUGUGGCAUACAGUACACAUCUUAACACAAUAACACUCAAAACCUCCUAUAAAGAACAGUACAUGUUUAUUGCAAAGCAAACUUUGGAGGAUGGUUUUACACAGAUAAGAUAUGACCGUCUGUUAGAACAACUGAAAAUCUGGACCAAUAACGCACACAGAAACAAGGAUAUUCAACACAAUAUGAUGAACGCUCACAAACAUAAAUAUUGCUUUUCAAAACCGAAAGGCAUCACCCAGAUUACAGCUGGUUUAGAGUUCAGUAGAUUACCCCCCUCUCCC